AUGGACGACGAGCUCGAUCGUAUAGCCUCGCUGGCAAGCAACAAUCCUGCUAUGACCGCGCCAGCAAGCUCUUUCCUGCCACCACCACCAGACCAUCUUCUCAACAGACAGCGAAGCAGCAAUGCCACUGAUGCAGCCUCUCAGGACCAAAUUGUCUCUUCGACCAUCGCAAAUGGCACCGCCAAGGUCACUUCCUACCGUUCAAUAUCGAAGUACGAUAAAGGUUGGCGUCGUGUCGUGCGCCAUUUCAGCCCAUCCUGGUUCAGUGUCACGAUGGGCACGGGUGUGGUUUCCUUGCUUCUUAUCAAGAUACCUUUUCAAGCUGACUGGCUAUAUUGGUUGUCCGUAAUGUUCUUUGUCCUUAACCUGAUCAUCUUCAGUCUGGCUGCUAUUACCUCGAUCAUUCGCUACACAGUCUAUCCUGAGAUAUGGAAUGUCAUGAUCCACGACCCAAAUAAUUCGCUUUUCUUGGGAACGAUCCCCAUGGGCUUUGCCACACUGAUCUCAUCCUUGAUCUUCCUGUGCGUCCCUUACUGGGGUCCGUGGGCAACAUAUCUCGCCUGGGGACUGUGGAUGCUUGACAGUAUCGCCUCCAUCGCAGUCACUGUGUCACUCUCCUUCAUCCUAAUCAGCCAGACUCACCUGCAAUCACUAGACCGCAUCACCGCAGCCCAGCUCCUCCCCAUCGCCGCCACGAUCGUCGCGUCCGGCACAGGCGCAGGAGUCAGCCACGCCCUGCUCAACCACGCCCACCAACCACGUUACGCCCUCGCCACCACCAUAGCCAGCUACAUAAUGUGGGGCAUGUCCACGCCCUUCGCCCUCGUCACCCUAGUAAUCUACUACCAACGCCUCGCCGUCCACAAACUCCCACCCCGCGAAAUCAUCGUCUCCUCCUUCCUACCCCUAGGCCCCCUCGGCAUGGGCGGCUACACAAUCACCUACCUCGGCAGCACCGCCCGCCACAUCCUCCCCCACGUCCCGCCCUUCCUCACCCACGUCACCACAGCAAGCGACAUCAUCUACAUCCUCGGCAUCUUCACCGCCCUAAUCAUGUGGUCCUUCGGCAUCGUCUGGUUUGUCUACGCCCUCGCCGCAAUCUACAGCUGUGGCUCCUUCCCCUUCAACAUGGGCUGGUGGGGUUUCACCUUCCCGCUCGGCGUCUUUGCCAUCUCGACUAUUCAGCUUGGCAUUGAGUUUCCGAGCUUGUUCUUUAGGGUGUUGGGGACGGUGUUCAGUGUGAUGGUGAUUAUGCUGUGGGUGGUGGUGUUUAGUGGGACGGUCAGGGGAGCGUGGAGAGGCCAUUUAUUCUAUGCGCCGUGUUUGAAGAAUUUGCCGAGGGAGGCGAGGCGUGGUGCUUGUGUGAAGAGGGACAGUGUUGAGAAGGAGGAGGUGAGGGAGAAGACAAAAAAUGAAGGGGAUUUAGAGAAGGGAAUAUAA
This is a messenger RNA of Lithohypha guttulata, 1440 nucleotides long. RefSeq lists its product as uncharacterized. The transcript has a single exon. The record is from RefSeq and is a predicted model, not a curated record. Gene Ontology annotation, molecular function: sulfite transmembrane transporter activity. Lineage: Eukaryota; Fungi; Ascomycota; Eurotiomycetes; Chaetothyriales; Trichomeriaceae. Gene Ontology annotation, cellular component: plasma membrane. Gene Ontology annotation, biological process: transmembrane transport; sulfite transmembrane transport. Bases 1 to 1440 code for a protein of 479 amino acids.